GUCCUGCAAGGGCAUAGAACGGUCGGUUCCGAGAAGUCGAACCAUAUAAACGACCCUCUGGCAGCUUCGAGGGCUUCCUCUAUCAUCUCUGGUCCAUUCAAAUCCUCUUUGGACUGUGGUCGCAACAUUUGGGUACUACUGUCAACCGCACUCCAGUUGAUCCCACCGUCUCCACGAGCGCAGCAGUAAUGAUCGAGGAACAACAGCGACGACGACACUCCGAGCCAAGUCUCGUCCAAAACGGCACCGACGAGAGCCCAACGGCUUCCACGAUACUUUCCCCGCCACCGACGACGGCCAAUUCGAGCAGGAGUGACACCGCGAUCAACGUUGGCAGCGAUGAUAAUAUUAAUGGCUUUCGCGGCGGCUCCCCGGCUGCUUCGACUAGCUCGCGUGGAGGGAAAGCUUCCGCACCUUCGUCGUCGAAAUUGAAAUCUGUCCUCGUUGUAAUGACAAUGACGACCGCCAUGAUGAUAAAUAUUGCGAACAGUACUUCUGUCAGUAUCGCGCUUCCAACGAUCGGAAGGGAGCUCGGACUCCAUGAAGCCGAUUUGCAAUGGUUGGUUUCUGCAUACCCUCUGAGUUCGGGGUGUCUGCUGCUUGCUUUCGGUCGGCUCGCUGAUCUGUACGGUCGAAAGCUUACUUUCAUCUUGGGGUCUGCUUUCCUGACCGCGUUCACCCUGGCCUGUGCUUUCCCCUCUGAUAUCAUCGCUCUGAAUAUCCUACGUGGGGUCCAAGGCCUCGGCGCUGCCGCAACCAUACCCGCGUCCGUUGGUAUUCUUGCACACCAUUUCCCACCCGGCAAAGCUCGCAGCUGGGCCUUUGCUACAUUCUCCGCAGGUGCUCCUGUCGGUGGUAUCUUUGGCUCUGCAGUAGGGGGUGUGCUGACUGAGUUUACGGCCAAAACAUGGCGGUCAUCUUUCUACUUGAUGGCUGGAAUGACCUUCUUGUCCAUGGUCUGCGGGGUGUUCUGUAUCCGAAGCGAUACACCGCCUGUGGAUGUCGACAAGAGGAUCGACUGGCUAGGCGCACUGAUCAUCUCCGCUGGACUCGUUCUUAUCGUCUUCGUGCUCGGGCAGGGAGAGAUCGCGCCUAACAAAUGGGCCACACCGUACAUCAUCGCGCUCCUCAUCGUCGGCGUCAUCCUCGUGGCCGCCUUCCUAUACUGGCAACGUUACCUGGAGAAGGUCCAAAACGAUCCUAAUGCACCCUAUUCAGUGUGGACGCCACCGCCCCUAAUGAAGAUGUCGAUCUGGACGAGAGGCAAUGGUCGAUUCUCGGCCAUGAUGGCCAUUGCGUUUUUAGAGUGGUGUUGCUUCUUGGGCUGGUCUUUCUGGAUUCAGCUGUAUUACCAGAAUUAUGUUGGUCUUACGCCUUUGAAGACGGUGUUAAGGUUGCUGCCUAUGACGGUGUCUGGAAUCCUGUGCAAUAUCUUCAUUGGUAUUUUCGUCGCGCGCAUUCCGAUAGUUUAUUUGACUGUCAUUGGAACGGGGGCAACAGCCGUCGCAUGUCUGCUCUUCGCUAUAAUCGAACCCGAAGUGACGUUCUGGGCUUAUGGCUUCCCAGCAGCCGUACUUGUCGUCCUAGGCGCCGACUUUAUCUUCUCAGCUGGGACAAUCUAUGUGGCCAAGGUCGCCCAACUGGAUGAACAGAGCGUGGCUGGUGGCCUAUUCAAUACUAUGACGCAGCUUGGCACGGCUCUGGGCGUAACUGUCUCGACUGUGGUGUACAACUCCAUAUCGGCGAGGGCAGGGCCUGAUGCGGAUCCACUCCCCGCUUACCACGCCGCGCAAUGGGCGAACUUUGCUUUUGGUGUUAUUGGUGCGAUUCUGGCGUUCGUCUUCUUCCGUGGUGUGGGUGUGGUGGGUGAUCGUCAGAAGAAACCCGCGGUUGAGGAAGAGGGGGUGCGUGAGGAGGAGAAGCUGGGGGACGAGACUCCCAGGUUCGAGAGUGGUACUUCGACCCCUAUGGAGAAGGAACAGCGAGGGAUGGGCGGGCCUAAGGUUUUGGGUUCGGACUUGAAGUUGUCGUGA
Coprinopsis cinerea okayama7#130 is the source of this 2033-nucleotide messenger RNA. RefSeq names its product efflux protein. The transcript is spliced from 10 exons. Lineage: Eukaryota; Fungi; Basidiomycota; Agaricomycetes; Agaricales; Psathyrellaceae. Gene Ontology annotation, cellular component: membrane. The coding region runs from base 189 to 2033 and encodes 614 amino acids. The record is from RefSeq and is a predicted model, not a curated record. Gene Ontology annotation, biological process: transmembrane transport. Gene Ontology annotation, molecular function: transmembrane transporter activity.